UUCUCCUCCGUUUGCCCCUUGCUUCCUCAGUGUUAACGCAAAGCCUCCAUUUCUCUUCCUCCCCCCUUCUCCUCCUCCUCUCUCUCUCUCUAUACGCACACACACACACACACAUAUAUAUAUAUAUAUAUAAUCUCCUUCUAGAGUUCUUUCUCUCUCUGCAUCCUUCUCUUGUCUUUGUUCGUCUGGUGAUCGGUACGAGAAGAAGAAGUAGGAGUAGAGGGAGCCUGUAAUCUUUGUUUUCUCUUUCGUUCUAUCGGAAUAUGAGGGAGGAGGACUGAACCAAUCCUAGAAUCUGAAAAUAAUCGUAGAUCGGAAUCGCAAAUCCCAUCGUUGCUGAAACCCCGAACCGGAUUUUCUCUUGGGUAUAAUGAUGAGGUAUCAGAGAGUAAGCCCAGAUUGCCUUCCCCUCACCAAUGGCAAGAAGCCCUACCUGAGACCUUCUCCUUCACGAGCAUCAUCGAAGGAGGACGCCAUAGCCGACAACGGAACAGCCUCCGCCACAUCGACCGGCGGAGGAAUCAACGGCGCAUGCACGAGCACCAGCUCCGCCUUCGACGGGGUUUCCAAAGGAUUCCGAUUCAGAUCCCAACAAGAUCCUCGCGACCCUAACCACACCUCUGGUCCUGGUCCCAGCCCCAGCCGCGGCGGCGGAGAUGUGCUGCUGCAGUGGGGACAGCGGAAGCGGUCGAGGGUCUCUCGGGCUGAGAUCCGAUCCGCCGCCGCCGAUGAUUCGUCGUCGUCGUCGGGACAAGGAAGGACGAUGUCGUCGAACAAACUACAGAGAAGAUCGGCGAACCCGGCAAUGCCGCCGCCGCCACCGCCUCCUCCGCUUCUCUCCGGCGUAUCCUCCGGUCGGACUACGAAUCCCAGAAACGGCCUCGUCUCAAGCAAGGAAUCAUCUGGGCUCAUCCCUGCCAGGAAUUUAGAAGACAGAUCCGCCGCCAACGGUUCGCCGUCCAGAAACGUCGGCGGUCGCGCGGUGUCCAGAUCGGUCGCGGCAGCGGCAGCGGCGGGUGCUAAGAGAUCUCCGCCGUCUCCGGACAAGACUGAGAAGAAGACAAACGGCAAGGAUUAUCAGAACCAGAGACAAAACGGGUUUGAUCCUAACCAUAAUCACCACCACCAUCAACGCGGGAACAGAUCCGAAUCAACGGCUCAGGUUCAAUUGGAUCACGAAACGAACAACAACAAUGGCGAGAAAACGGGGCUAGUGGAGGUGAUAGAGUGGCCCAGGAUUUACAUUGCCUUGUCUAGGAAGGAGAAGGAAGAAGAUUUCUUAGCGAUGAAGGGAACAAAGCUCCCACAUCGGCCCCGGAAACGAGCGAAGAACAUUGAUAAAGCCCUUCAGUAUUGUUUUCCAGGGAUGUGGCUGUCUGACUUGACCAAGAGCCGGUAUGAAGUUAGAGAGAAGAAAAGCGUGAAGAAGCAACAGAAACGAAGGGGUUUGAAAGGCAUGGAGAGUUUGGACACCGACUCCGAGUAGAUGAUGAUCCAUGACCAUGACCCUGCAAUGGCACUUUUGGCUUAACCUUGUGACUGAUGUUUCUUUCAUGUACGCACGUGCGAGGAGGGAGAAGGGGGAAAUUGUCAAUUUUCUUUGUUAUAUAUAUAUAUAUUCUCUUGAUCUUGUUGAAUUUUAGUUUCCAUUUUUCAAUUUGUUGAUCAUAUAAUUUUUCUCCUUUUAUAGCAUAUACUAUAAUAUCUUACAA
This is a messenger RNA of Tarenaya hassleriana, 1712 nucleotides long. RefSeq names its product protein FAM117B-like. The transcript has 6 exons. The record is from RefSeq and is a predicted model, not a curated record. Bases 371 to 1486 code for a protein of 371 amino acids. Lineage: Eukaryota; Viridiplantae; Streptophyta; Magnoliopsida; Brassicales; Cleomaceae.